Xyrauchen texanus (razorback sucker) is the source of this 629-nucleotide messenger RNA. Its product is annotated as proteasome maturation protein-like. Gene Ontology annotation, cellular component: cytoplasm; nucleus. The transcript is spliced from 6 exons. NCBI's taxonomy places the organism in Eukaryota, Metazoa, Chordata, Actinopteri, Cypriniformes, Catostomidae. The record is from RefSeq and is a predicted model, not a curated record. Gene Ontology annotation, biological process: proteasome assembly. Bases 38 to 535 code for a protein of 165 amino acids.
GACGAAACUUGAAACAAGAUGGUAAUGUAGACCUCCAAUGUACUAUUAUUUAUUCCAGUUUUAUUUUACAAGGUGGUGGUGUGGGUUGAUUUUGCAAUCCUUACAGAAUAAUUCUCGUGGCCUGCGCUCUCAGCUGAAGGACAGUGUUCCUGUGACAGGCCUGUGUCCACAGGCAGGUUCUUAUGGAGUUCAAGACACACUGCGCAGAGGGUUCUCUAGUGUAAAGAAUGAACUGCUUCCGAGUCAUCCUUUGGAGCUCUCUGAGAAAAAUUUUCAGAUUAACCAGGAUAAAAUGAACUUCAACACUCUUAGGAACAUCCAGGGACUCCAUGCACCUCUCAAACUACAGAUGGAGUACAGAGCAGCUAGACAGAUUCAGCGUUUGCCCUUCUUGCCAAGCUCAAAUCUGGCUCUAGACACCCUCAGAGGAAGUGAUGACACCAUUAGCUUCGAGGACAUCUUUAAUGAUCCUGUCCAGUAUGAGAUGAUGGGUGAGCCUCACAUCAUGACUGAAUAUAAGCUUGGUCUCCUGUGAGGAUGGCUUUUCUGCACUGACUAAUUUCACCUCAACCACAUAGUUUGUGUUAUAUGCAUUGUUUGAUCUGUUUCUAAUAAAAUGUUAAAUCUGA